Molecule: messenger RNA, 684 nt
Organism: Exophiala dermatitidis NIH/UT8656
Lineage: Eukaryota; Fungi; Ascomycota; Eurotiomycetes; Chaetothyriales; Herpotrichiellaceae
Exons: 1
Coding region: 1-684 (227 amino acids)
Source: RefSeq, a predicted model, not a curated record
AUGACAAAAAGAGAAUGGUCAACGUACGAACGACAAUAUUGCAUUGACCAUGAUGCUCAAACAUUUACAAAGACGGAGAUCCAUCACAAUACCAAUGCCCGUGGCGAACGGACCACUCCCUGGAAGUCAACCGAAAGAAUCAAGAACGAGUACUAUGCACUACGGCUCGUCAAGAAAAACACCACAAUCCCGGUCCCUCAGCCUUUACUUCUGGAGAAGGGACCCACUGGUUGGUCGGUGACCAUGGAGUACGUCGCCGGCACGCCUCUAGAUGAGCUUCCAGAGAACAUACGCGCAGCAGCAGUUCAAAAUGCCGAUCGAUACAUCAACGACCUCGUCUUGCCACAGCUGGCAAAGCUCAAGUCUCGCCGUAGCGGAGCUCUGACUGGAGACGUGAUACCACCUCGCCGCGUGAUCGAGAGGUACCCCGGGAAGAAAUGGACACCUGUCAUCAGAACGCAAACUCAAUCCUUUGUUUUCUGUCACGGUGACUUGGGCCAACAUAAUAUUCUCUGCGACCCAUCGACCGGCAAUGUGGUCUCUAUAAUCGACUGGGAGUAUGCAGGAUACUACGACCAAUUCUUUGAGGGGCGACUGUGGCUGAAGCCAUUCCACGAAACGGAGCAUGAUGACGACGAGACUGCUCUUCUAGAGCGAUCUCUGACUGACGAACACUAUGAGUGA